Dendrobium catenatum is the source of this 1374-nucleotide messenger RNA. RefSeq names its product 1,2-dihydroxy-3-keto-5-methylthiopentene dioxygenase homolog 2-like. The record is from RefSeq and is a predicted model, not a curated record. NCBI's taxonomy places the organism in Eukaryota, Viridiplantae, Streptophyta, Magnoliopsida, Asparagales, Orchidaceae. The annotation marks the transcript as partial. The transcript has 4 exons. Gene Ontology annotation, molecular function: acireductone dioxygenase [iron(II)-requiring] activity.
GGAUUAUUUUGAAUUUUUUCUUUAUACCCAAUGCAAAAGCAUCAAGUGUUAUAGUCGAAACCUCAAAUAAACUUUUGUAUUUAAUAUCCUUUGAUUGAGUGCUUUCAUAAAAUCCUAUUAUGGGAUUGCUUUAUGUGCUGAUAGUGAUUCUUCCAAUGCAUUGUGAACUGACAAUGACCACAGAAUUUUCUUUUGUUUAUCUUUUUAAUCUUUAUUAUUUAGCUCCACAAGCCUUUAGAUGCAAUUGAAUUAUAGCCUUCUAUGUAUCCUUCCCCUCAACGUUAGCAAAUUCUUGUCUUUCUGAAGUUCUGUAUCUGCCAAUGGAGCUGAAAGGCUCUUAUUUUACCAGCAACUGCAUACGUUCAUUCAUUAUGGAUGCAAAAUUUACUUUUCGUUAAACUACUUUCAGUGAGCUGAACUGUUAAACCUUGAGGCACAUUUUCUUAUAACUCUUGCAGUUGUAUUAGGAUCUUAAAAGUUAAGCAUGCUCAAACUAGCGCAUACUUGGGAUGUGCUUUCCCUUUCGAAGGGACAACAAUAGUAUAAAACUGUAAAGCUUAUUAGAUACGAGCUGACAAUGUCUCUUUCAGUAAGGGUUAAAGUUGUUAGUUGUUACACUCUUAACCAUCAGCCAUCCUACCUAUAGCAUUUACUUUGUUGGGCUGUUGAAUUGUUAGGUGACAUGCAUAAAAUCUUCCUUUUCAUGUCAGAUUUACCUCUUUACUAUGCUACCCCUGCCCAAGCUAAAAUCAUACAGGAGGAAGUAAUAUUGUAUAUUUGUAGACAAAGAUUACACUUUUUUGGACUUGCUGUUAGUAUACAGAAAUGUAUCGAAACAAAUUCUAUGAAAUAUUUUCUUUUCUACUGGCCACUCAAUCUAGGAGGGAAAGGAAGAAGUAAUCCAAGCAUGGUAUAUGGAUAACACGGAAGAAGACCAGAGGCUUCCCCAUCACCGCAAGCCAAAGCAGUUUGUUUCUAUGGACAAACUUGCAGAACUCGGUGUUCUCAGCUGGAGGCUAAAUGCUGAUGACUAUGAAAAUGAUGAUGCUCUGAAAAAGAUUCGUGAAGCCAGGGGCUACUCUUACAUGGACAUCUGUGAAGUUUGCCCAGAGAAGCUGCCAAAUUAUGAAGCCAAGAUCAAGAGCUUCUUUGAGGAACAUUUGCACACUGACGAAGAGAUUCGUUACUGCCUUGAAGGAAGCGGUUAUUUUGAUGUGAGGGAUGAAAAUGACCAAUGGAUUCGGGUAGCUGUGAAGAAAGGGGGAAUGAUUGUCUUGCCUGCAGGAAUUUACCAUCGAUUUACUCUAGACACAAAUAACUACAUUAAGGUUCAUCAUUUUUACCCUCAAUUGAGCCUCCUUAGCACCUCCGCAA